AUGCACUUCGGGAAGUGGAACUUCUCGGACGUGCAAGAGCUGUGGCUGAGGAAGCCGGACUGGGAGGUCGGCGUGAAGAGCGCCGUCAUCUCGCUCAUCAUGGCCUUGGGGAUCCUGGGCAACGGGGCCGUCAUCUACAUCAUCCUCUCCAACAAACCCAUGAAGAGGGCUAAUAAGCGUGGAAACGAUGUUGAGAUCUCCUUUCCCCCACAACGGGCAAUGGAUGGGCGAAGCUCUCUAACGGUCGGGAUCUCCUCUUUCUGGAGACGGUUUCUUCAGCAGCCUGGGAGAUUUUCCUCCUUGGCCGCCCAAUUCCAUCCAACAUCGUCGAUCGACGACCACAGCGUGGCCACUAAUUUGCAUAUGAUGUUCGUCGUCAGGUCCCCGACGAACAUGUUCAUCCUGAACAUGUGCAUCGCAGACCUUCUCCUUCUGGUGAUCUAUCCGGUCUGCUUUCUCUUGGAGGACUUCUACCAAGCUUACCCUCUCGGAUACAUCGGGUGCAAGCUUCAGGGCUUCACAUACCCCUUUGAGGAGAAUAAAUAUGGACCAAACAGCCUCUCUCCUUCCAAACACCCAGUGACCCUGCACCUGGUGGAGUCCUUCACGCUGACGGUGAUCAGCAUCGACCGUCUCCUGGCCGUCAUCCAACCGCUGCGCCCUCCCAUCAAGCGGCGGACGGCGAUCAUCCUCUCGUCGGCCAUCUGGGUCUGCGCCGUGGAAGGACUUCACGGAGAUCACGUGCGAAGAGUCGAAGGAAAUCGGGAAACCCUUCUGGCUCUACAUGCUCAUCUUCCUCGUCUGGAUCCCCACCGCCUGCAUGAUCGUCUCCUACUCCUGGAUCUUCUUCAAGNACCCUUCUGGCUCUACAUGCUCAUCUUCCUCGUCUGGAUCCCCACCGCCUGCAUGAUCGUCUCCUACUCCUGGAUCUUCUUCAAGCUCAAGGUGUACGAGAAGCGGGUGUCCGGAGACGAGAACCCGGUCCGGACCAGGCAGAAGCGACAGAUCGUCCGGAUGCUCUUCGUCGUCCUGCUCGUCUUCACCCUCACCUGGCUCCCCUUCCAGGUCCUCAUCCUCUUCCGGUACUUCGGCCUCGACCCCCAGAAAGACUCGAAUAGUGUCUAUCCGAAACGGAAACUUCGAGAAAUGCUCGGUGCUCGUCCGCGCGUGAAUUCGUGGCAAGAGACGCCGCGGGAAAUUCAAAUCAUUCGAGUGCUCUCGACCCCCCUCGGGGCGAGUGAUGCCUCCUCUGGCCGAUCCGGAGUCCGGCGGCGGAAGAGAGGGAGGAACCUCCCGUUUGACGGCAGAGAAACAUUUUACGAGAAUUGGGGAUGCGUCUCGAUGCAGGUGGGUGAGUGGUACGUGAUCGCCCGCUUCCUUUCCCGGACGCUGAGUCUUUGCAGCAGCGCGCUCAACCCAGUCGUUUACGGCCUCGCCUUCGACAACUUCCGCAAGGCCUUCCGCAUCUCCUUCCCCUGCUUCUUCUCCGAACAGAAAUACGAGUACGUGCGGAGCGGCCAGCACUGGUCGCGACGGAAAACCUCCGCCCAGACGACCGAGCCCCGCGAAAGAUCGCGGUCCGACCUGUUGGCGACCGGCGCACGCGGAAGGUCGGCCUUAGACGUGGAGGCGAUCGUCCAGCGCAACAGGUCGCACUCCGAACAGAUUUCAUCCAACCGGAUGAAAUUCCCCGCCCCGCCCAUAAACCCCGUCGUGGAGAGGAUCGAGAACAAGCUUCAAGUGGAGAGGCUGAAGAAGAACAACACGAACGCGAUGAUGUCGCACUCCGCCUCCUCCCUGACGCCAUCCAACGAGUCGUGCUUCUUGCCGAAGGACCUCCUCCUGGACCCGAACCGCGCCGUCGGCGGCUCCUCGGCGACCUCGAGGAGAUGCUCCUGCGAGCUCUCCCUGGAUCUGCAGGAGCGCGAGGCGACCUCACGCCGUCUCUCGUACGACGGAAAGCUGAACGUGGACCCGACCCCGGACGACCUCCAGGCGACCUCGAACGGUCGACCUCGAUUCCAAGUGAUCGGGUCCUCGGACGGCGACCUCACCGCCCCCGAACCUGAUCUCCCUCGUUACGACCCGACGAAACUCCGAAGCCCGCCGGCGGACGACCUCGCCGCUCGUCUCCUGGCCGGUUCCUGGCCUCCACACCUGGCCGGGUCCUGGCCUCCACACCUGCCCGGGUCCUGCCCCGCGCUCACGAAGUACGGCGAUAACCUCCUCCUCCCCCCCGCGGACCGUCCGAAGUCGGACGUCGGCCGCCCUCGAUCGCUCGAGAUCCUCCUCAUCCCCGCGUCGCUGCAGCGUGCAUCCUUCAACGUCUCCAGGAGUUUCGAAGAACUCGCUCGGACGACGCCUUCCUCGCCCGCGUCGGUCGCGAACGAGUCGCGGGCGCCGGAACCGACCCGUCGCCGGCACCGCAUUCGCUUUCAUUCCGAGUCGCUGUUCCGGAUGUCGCCCUCGCAAGGCGAGGACGAGCUAGUGCAACUCAUUUGAAGACGUUCUGGUGCCGUUAUGCCAGGGUUUUCCGCUCCUGACUCCAAUUAUGUUCCGAGACG
This is a messenger RNA of Darwinula stevensoni, 2564 nucleotides long. The record is from the annotation of a GenBank genome assembly. NCBI's taxonomy places the organism in Eukaryota, Metazoa, Arthropoda, Ostracoda, Podocopida, Darwinulidae.